This is a messenger RNA of Hypanus sabinus (Atlantic stingray), 2372 nucleotides long. RefSeq names its product general transcription factor II-I repeat domain-containing protein 2-like. Lineage: Eukaryota; Metazoa; Chordata; Chondrichthyes; Myliobatiformes; Dasyatidae. The transcript has 2 exons. The record is from RefSeq and is a predicted model, not a curated record. The coding region runs from base 558 to 1832 and encodes 424 amino acids.
UGUGACAACUGAUGGAGAAAAUCCUCAGUAAUCAGACAGCAGAGCAUUUCUGCGGUUUUGUCCACUUUAUUCCCCUAUACCGGGGGUCGGCAACCUGCGGCUCCCGAGCCAUUUGUGGCUCUUUCACCUCUGUGCUGCGGCUCCCUGUGGCUUUGGGAAAUAAUUGGUCAGUAUUUAAUUAAAAUGUAUUUUAUGUUAGUUUGUUAGCUUUUGAAAUGUAAUUCUAAAUUUGAAGAUUAUGGUGAUCUUGUACAAUCUAAGUGUGGCGACACAUUUCCUGGCACAUCCAAAACGGCUCACAAUUAGCCAGCAUUCAGGCUAAGGGAGAUAGCCUACGGGGGUUUGUGAGUACGCGUCUUUUGCAGCAUCUGCGUCCAUGGGGGCUGGGUUGAGGGAGGCUUAAAAGCAAGGCUGUUUAGUUCGAAUAAAGUUAUUCGACUGCAGUUUACUGACUGCAUGAGCACACCGCUACAACGUGUUUUUAUCGCUAUUAAUAUACGUCACCACUGCCAAUACCUGACACCCGCCAGUGCGCGAUUUCUUUAAUUUUUCGAUCCAUGGAGAAUUCUAAAAAAAGAAAAGUGACUGAAGAAAACAGAACGUUUAAUGAUACGUGGACAGAUUCAUUUGCUUUCACUGUUGACGAGACUGGUUUACCGGUAUGCUUAAUAUGCAAUGAGAAACUAGCAAACAACAAAAAGUCAAAUGUCGCAAGGCAUUUCCAGAAUAAACACGCAGCCUUUGCUCAAAAAUAUCCGGAUGGAGAUGAGAGAAAAAAAGCCGUUUCGGAACUGAUGCGGAAGGUUGAUCUGAGCAAAAAUCAUUUCCAGAAAUGGAUGAAGUCUGGAAAAUCAACGACAUACGCCAGUUAUAUUGCCGCUCAGGAAAUAGUCAGGCACGGGAAGCAGUUUACAGAUGGUGAAUAUAUAAAAGAAUCUUUCAUUAAGAUUUCAGAACAUCUAUUCACGGACUUUAAAAACAAGAGUGAAAUUGUGCAGAAAAUCAGGGAUAUGCCCCUCUCUGCAAAGACUGUCAAAGACAGAACCAUAAAAAUGGCAGAAGACAUCACAAGACAGCAAAUUAAAGACAUCAAUUCAGCUGUGGCCUACUCGAUUGCCUGUGACGAGUCUAAAGACAAAGGUGAUAUUGAACAAAUAGCGUUGUUCUGCCGGUAUGUAAACUCUGCCGGGCCACAGGAAGAACUGAUUGAGUUGAUACCUCUAAAAGACCAAACACGGGGGGAGGACAUCUGUGAGGCUGUCUUGAAUUGUUUAAGAGCCAAAGGAAUAAAGACCACCCAUCUGGUGUCAGUAGCUACUGAUGGGGCGCCGAAUAUGACGGGAACGCACAAGGGAUUUGUGGCUUUACUGCAGAAGUCGCUGGACAGAAAGCUGCUGACUUUUCACUGCAUCUUGCACCAAGAGGCACUGUGCGCUCAAACAUUUCCUCCGGAAUGCACAGAAGUAAUGGAUGUUGUCAUUCAGAUUGUCAAUAAAAUAAUGGCAAAAAGUUUAAAUCACCGUCAAUUCCGUUUGUUACUGGACGAGCUGGAAAGCGCAUAUUCUGAUCUCCUGCUGCACAACAAAGUCCGGUGGCUGUCCAAAGGGGAGGUGCUGAAACGCUUUGUCGCGUGUCUGGAAGAAGUGAAAACUUUCCUGGGCAGCAAAGGGCUCAACUUUCCUGAGCUGGAACAGCCAGAGUGGCUGGAAAAGCUACACUUCAUGGUAGACAUGACAGCGCACCUGAACACGCUGAACACAGCUCUUCAACGGGGUAAGGACGUACAGCCCUGCACAUGUUGGAGGAUGUUUUGGCAUUCGAGCGCAAGUUGACGUUGCUUGCCAGAGAUUUACAGAAAGGCACAUUGUCUCACUUCCCCAAUUUGAGAGAGUUCAAACAAGGUCACGACAUGAUAAAUUCGGAGUAUUUACAUUCUGCAAUCAUCGCAAUGCAAACAUCGUUUGGGAAACGCUUCUGUGAGUUCAGAGAGGAAAAAAAACACAUUAUCCUUCCCGGUCACUCCCCUAAGCAUCGAUCCAUCCCUACUAAAUACGACUGCAUUGUCAGGUUGACAGCUGGCUGACGUUAUUUUUGGUUUGCUGCUGGCGGCAAAUUUAAGUUUGGUGUUUUUCAUAAAUACAAGGACUCAAAUAGACGUUGAGUAUUUUACUUAAAAGUAACCUUCAACCCAACGUCUUUUUUUCGGAGUUCAAAAUGUUUUUGUUGCAUGCAGAAAUGUAAUUUCAUUUUCUCUGCAGGAGUUCAUCAAUUUCAUAAAUGCAACACAUUAUAGUUUGUUUAUACAUAGCAUAAAGGCCAAACAAAACGUUGUAUGCAGUGUUAUUUCAUUUUAAAUGUCAAGCGGGUUUUGC